Molecule: messenger RNA, 4628 nt
Organism: Lingula anatina
Lineage: Eukaryota; Metazoa; Brachiopoda; Lingulata; Lingulida; Lingulidae
Product: protein ECT2-like
Biological process (GO): intracellular signal transduction; mitotic cytokinesis; regulation of cytokinesis, actomyosin contractile ring assembly
Cellular component (GO): cell cortex; nucleus
Molecular function (GO): GTPase activator activity; guanyl-nucleotide exchange factor activity
Source: RefSeq, a predicted model, not a curated record
ACGAAAUUAGGUCAAUUUUGAACAGCCGCCGCAAUUCGAAAUGUGAUGUUUACGUUUGGAUCAGCCGUAAAAUUAUAGCUUCCAGUUCAAUUAAAACACACGCGUUGCAUGGUUGUUUUAGAUUCGAAAGUUAAGGUAUUCAGGACCAAGUGGCCAACAGAUUUGGCCUCCUGAGAGAUUCAGAAGAAAAAGAAAAAAUGGCGGAUUCCUUGUGCAGUACGAGCGCUAGUUGUAGCAUGGAAACUUUGGCUGAGUCCAGGGAAGAGAGGAGGAGUUUGGAAGAAAAGCGAUUUGUUAUUAUUAAUAACUGCUGUGAAAGGCAUCCAAAACUUUUGGGAGCUGUGAAGCAAUAUGGCCUACCUGUCUUCUACUCAGAGAGUGGCAUGGAUUUUGCCAGGGAUGCAGACUAUGACACAGUAUUUGUAACAGACAAUUUCAAUGACGGAACCUACUUUAGGCUGAGGGGAGAGGAGGUCAGAAUUGCAGGACCACCUGUGGUUAUUUCAAGUGCUUCUAAAAAGGAGCACAUCCCCUUUAGCUCCCGCCCACUGUACUGCACCUCCAUGCAAAACCUCAUUAUGUGUUUUACUGGUUUUAAACAGAAGGCAGAACUGGUGAGUCACAGUGGUCGCCAUGUCCCCGCUGGAGACUCGGACUGCACCCAUCUGGUGAUAGACCACAGUAUCAGCAGUAAAAACGACAUCCCGUUUGAGACGCACCACAAGCUGAACAUGGUGACGGGAGAGUGGUUCUGGGCCAGUAUACAGAUGGAAGCCUGCGCUGAGGAAUCCAUGUACCAGUUUGAAAAGAUUGAGAAGACGCCUUCUUCGGCAUUCAACACCCCUAGCUCCGGUUCACGUAUGAGGAAACGAAAGCGUCUCAAGGACACCCUGACGCAGCUGGCCUCAGACGGGGAGCUGGACUCACCCAUCAUGUAUCACAAACGACGUUCCAGCGAACACAUGCUGUCGCUGAGUGCGUCUCUCAUUGAUGUUACGCCAGACGUAGCCACUCCCCUGGGUUUGGAGACUGCCACCCCCGGGGCCCCCACUGCCAAUAUCAGCAAGAGGAAGCAAGUGAUUAUGGAGCUUCUUCAGACAGAGAACAACUAUGUUGCCAUACUGGACACCGUGCUGACUAUCUUCAAAGAAGGAAUAGAGAAUCCUAACCAGCCGGGAGGACCCCUGCUGCCACCUACAGAUGUGAAGCUCAUCUUCGGCACCAUCCCCUCCAUAUUUCAAAUCCACAGUAAGAUAUGUGAGGAGCUGGCAUCGCUGGUGGCAAACUGGAGAGAGGAGUGCAGUGUGGGCGACGUGAUUGUCAGACAUGCCAGUGAGCUAACGAAAGCCUAUCCACCAUUUGUCAACUUCUUCGAGCAAACCAAGGCAACUAUUGAAGAAUGUGACAGGACCAACACAAGAUUCCAUGCUUUUCUGAUGGUCUGCAAAAACAAACCAGAGUGCUGCAGGCAGACGUUAAAGGAACUUCUGAUCAGACCUGUUCAGAGGUUACCCAGUGUGGUUCUACUGUUGAAUGAUAUAAAGAAGCAUACCAACAAGAACUUCAGCGACUACGCAGCUCUUGAAAAAGCUGUUAAUGCUCUUAAUGAAGUUUUAAAACAUAUCAAUGAAGAUAAAAGAAAAACAGAAGGUCAGGUUGCCAUGUUUGAAGUAGUCAAUGAUAUAGAAAACUGUCCGCCAAACCUACUGUCAUCCCACAGGAGUUACAUCACUAAGGUGGAUGUGAUAGACCUGUCCACAGAGCUGAGAGGCAAGGGAGACGCUCUCACGCUGUAUCUCUUCUCUGACAGUCUAGAGAUAUGCAGAAGGCGGAGAGCUGGUAACUUCAAGAGUCCCGCGCCUUCCAAGACACCACAGAAACCGUACAAGCACAUUGAGAUGCUGCCAUUGGCCUCCGUGAAACGCGUGGCUGACAUCACAGAUGGAGAAGACUGCAAGAACGUCUUCUCUCUGAUCUGUCGCAGCAGCCUAGACGCCCGCGAGAAGUUGUACAGUUUUUCCCUGUGCACAGAUGGUGUCAGCAAAGAGGAGUUCUUACAGACCCUUUGUAAGGGUAUAGCUAGCACCACCUGUAAGACAGACUGGGAGAGUCUGUUAGUAUCUCUGGAUGCCAAAAUGCUGGACAUUGCUGCCUCAGACCCUGGCAAGCAGGUCCUGAAGAGGUUUGGGAAGAGAGUCAGCAGAGCAUUUUCCUUCAACAAGACCCCUCGCAAGCUGAAACGCGCACUCUCCAGCAUGAGUCCCUUCGUGAAGGAGAACCACCACGCCCAGGACAAGGAUGGACGCAUGCCGUGUACGCCCAGACAGGAACUGGGAAUGAGGCUGGCGACCUCUGACCUCAAUGACUUUUUGACUCCCAAUGUUUUGCCUCUAAACAUGGCCAACAAAAAGAAGAUAAAAAGCAAAUAUAAUUCCGCUUCUUCCAUCAGCGGAUAUUUGUACCAAACGCUUCGCCGUGCGCACUCCACGUUGUCUGUGGACGACAUUGCGGACUCUCCCCUCCAGUCGUAUCCCAGCACCCCCUCUCUAGUACACAAAUUCAACACCAUAGGACCUGCCGAUUCUAGGAAACUGGGACUAUAACAAAGAAAAUUGAAAUACAGUGAUAAUUAAUAUAUAUAUAUGUAUGUAACAUAUCUGUAUCAAAUUCUGUAUAAAAGGACCACAGUUUUUCCAGUGGCAAGAUUGGCAGAGUUAAGGAAACUGGGACCACAAAAGGAUAUAUUUUGAGUAUGUGUAACACAAUAUAAAGUGACCAAAGCAAAAUGAACAUUAGGAUUCAAGGAGGCCAGAUAAUUUGGACUAGUAUAUUUAUUUAUUUAUUUAUUUAUUUAUUUAUUUAUACAGGGAUGUGAUUUUUUUCAACUAACAACCCACGCCAAAUUUUAAGACUUUUUUCACUAAAUGUCCGUCUCGUCCCUGUUUAUUGCAUAAUAAUAUGUGGCACAUCAUAAAUCUGUCUAUGGAAGUGAUUAUGCUCGGGACAUUAGCCUAGAACAACUAGAUCAACAACAAGUUCUGCAGAGGGUGAGGACGCUGGGACAAUGGAACCGCGUCCUGAGAGAGAAAAUACCUCUCGGAGUACAUGGACAUAGAAAUAGACUGAAGUAUGGGACUGUACUCACAUGAGCUUUUCCUUUUCUUUUUUUCUGCAAAAUCACAGAAUUAUGAGAUUCCCAUUCUGAGCGAACCCAAGGUGGAUCCAGAACCCUUGUUUUAAUGGUUUGUCCUAUGAUAAAUGUUCCACAUUUUAAAAAUAUUUAUUUAUUUAUUUAUAACCCAUGCUCAUGUCUGAGUGUAUUGUCAAUGCUAUAAGGGCAGGCAGUGUACCCAUAGCAUGGAAAUGCAAUUACUGUCAUUUGUACAGUAAACUGAUGGUAGGGCAGUGUAAUAGUUGUUACUGUGUACUAUAGUUAUGGUAUAACAUGUAAUUACUGUUACUGUUAUCUGCAGUAAUGGUAUUGUAGUUGCUGUUACUGUUUCAUGUAGUGACAGUACUGUUUUGGGUACUGCUAUGUCAGAAUUGCUACUGUAUGUAAAAAUUAACAUCAUGUAAGUUAUACUGGUAUUUUGAAAGUUAUCCCAUCUUUGUCACUUAAAAUAUGUCUGUUACUGCAGUAAUUAUGAAAAUAAGGAUUAAGAAAACAGCAUAGAUAGAGGAGAUGUGCAAAGUGUCUUAAUGACAGUUUAGAUUUCUCUCCACCUUGUGAGCAUGUGAAGACAGAUGUGUGAAAUCAGUUUUUUUAUCUGCCAAUGGUCAAAUUUUAAUUUCUAUGUUUGAUGUGCACCCCUCAAAAAGUAUUGAAAAUGGCAGGGCUUGGUACAAAAAAUUUGAAGAUUUAAAUCCAAGUUUGCAUUUAUUCAGAUUAUUACAUUAAUCCAACAGAUGUUUAAUUGAUUUUUCAACUAAAUGAUUAAUUAUGAAAACAAGGGGAAAUGUGAAAUCCUGAUUGUUGUUUAACUUCUUUGUGGAGAAGUUAUAUUAGUAAUGUAAAAUUUUCUCUAGGUUAUAUGAUUGUAACUUAAUAAUAUGUGAAGUUGAUUUAGAACUAAAAUUUAAAUUAUUAUAUCUGUAUGAUUGAUGUUCUGCCAUGGUUGAGUCUCGGGAGAGGAGAAAUCAGUCCUUGGACAAAGUAAUAAAAAUAAUAAUAAUGUGUAGUAAUAUUCGAAAUUAUUUUCACCAACAAGUUUUUCUUUUAACGUAAAGAUACAACAGACCUCUGCUGCAAAUAUUAAGAAUGUUUUCAAUCUUUUGUGAUGCCGUUUCUAUGGUUUGAGCCAAAAACGACUUGAAAUGCCACAAAUUGGGGUUUUUUGUCAUUGUAAAUGUUCAGUGAUUUUAGAAAUAUGCUGAUACUAAUUAUUUAAUACAUUCAGAUGUUUGUAACUUGAUUUCUUUUGCACAGGAGGAAGAUAACACUUAGUGUCAAGAGUAAGAAAAAAAUGUGAAAUAAACUUGGCAUGUUGAUGAAGAUAUGGCUGAUAAUAAGGAGCUACAUUUAGUGCUCAUCAUCAUAAUGUUGUUUUCUUGAUUUCUCCUUUUCUUUCUCUGGGGGAGUUAUUCUUGUUUAUCAGUAUCAACCAUAAAGAAAAACCUACUUUUUAGCU